This is a messenger RNA of Capsella rubella, 2040 nucleotides long. RefSeq lists its product as uncharacterized. Gene Ontology annotation, molecular function: zinc ion binding. NCBI's taxonomy places the organism in Eukaryota, Viridiplantae, Streptophyta, Magnoliopsida, Brassicales, Brassicaceae. The record is from RefSeq and is a predicted model, not a curated record. Bases 1 to 2040 code for a protein of 679 amino acids. The transcript is spliced from 4 exons.
AUGGCGUUAGCUAUUCCCGAAGGCGACAUCCCUCCUGUUGAAGAAUACGAUCCUGAAGCAGAGGAUCGAGAUGAAUCGUUCGUGGAGAAGCUUGCCCAAGAUUUCACUGAAGCUGAAGAGCCAAUCCUUCACGAUGUUUACCCAGAUAGCGACGACGAAGCUGGAGAACAUCGUGGUGGUGGAGACAGAGGGACACACAUCAACCGUGGAGAUGGGACGAUGUACGUAGGGCAAAAGUUCUUCAAUGGGAUCGCGUUCAAGGAAUGUGUCACUGAUUAUGCAUUGCUAACAGGCUACAAUUUGAAACAAUACAGGUACGAUAGGGAUAGACUCGGGUUUAGGUGUGUAGGUGCUAAGGGUAAAUGCGAGUGGAAAGUGUAUUGUGCAUCUUUGCAAAAUGAGUCAAUGUGGAAGGUUACACGAUACAACAAUAAGCAUAUCUGUGUUGCUAAUGGAGAAUGUGAGAUGUUUAAGGUGCCAGUUAUAGCAAGGCUGUUUCUUGACAAGAUUAGAGAAGAUCCUGAGUAUUACAUGCCUCAGAAGAUGGAACAGAUUAUAAUGGAGAAGUGGAAGAUUUCGGCUACUAGACCUCAGUGUCAAGCUGCUCGGAGAAAGGCCUUGGCUUGGAUUGAGCUGGAGUAUGAUAGUCAGUUUGCACGUCUAAGGGAUUAUGCAGCUGAGAUAUUGGAAGCAAAUCAAGGGUCUAUUGUGGAGGUUGACACGAUUAGGAAUGAAGCUGGCCAGGACAUUUUUAACCGCUUCUAUGUGUGCUUUGAUGUGUUAAGGAGAACUUGGAAAGAGAGUUGUAGGCCACUAAUUGGAGUGGAUGGUUGUUUCUUGAAAUCAAAGAUCAAGGGUCAGUUAUUGGUGGCAUUAGGAAGGGAUGCAGACAAUGCUAUUUAUCCAAUAGCAUGGAGUGUUGUUCAGGUUGAAAACACUGACAAUUGGCAAUGGUUUGUCAAGAGACUGAAGAUUGAUCUUGACUUAGGAGAUGGGGAUGGUUUCAUCAUGGUUUCUAACCGUCAAAAGGGGUUGAUUAAGGCUGUGGAGUUAGAGUUACCAAAUAUUGAGCAUCGUAAAUGUGUCAGGCACAUUUAUGGAAAUUUAAAGAAGAAUCACCCCAAUAAAAAACAGAUGAAGAAGCUCUUAUGGGACUUGGCAUGGAGCUACAACACUAGACAAUAUGAGGAGAGAUUGGAGAGGAUUCAUGCUUAUGAUUCAAAGGUGCAUGAGGAUGUCCUGAAGACAAAACCCAAGACAUGGUGCAGGGCAUUUCACAAGGUUGGUAAUUACUGUGAGGAUGUGGAAAACAAUUCCACAGAAUCUUUCAACAACACAAUAAACAAGGCAAGAGAGAAGCCUUUUGUGGCAAUGUUAGAGAUGGUAAGAAGGCUUGCAAUGGUUAGAAUUGCCAAGAGGUCAGCCAUUUCUCAUGAUCACAAAGGCCUUUGUACACCUUAUGUGACUAAGUUUCUGGCUAAGGAGCAUAAGAAAGCUUCUGAGUGCAUUGUGAGCAGCAGCACAAACGGCAUGUAUGAAGUUCACUUAGAUUAUGAUAAGCAUAGAGUUUGUUUGAGGAGUAUGACUUGCACAUGUAGGAAGUUUCAGAUCUGUGGAAUCCCUUAUGAACAUGCAUAUGGAGUUAUAUUGAAGAAGACUCUACAGGCUGAAGACUACGUUUGUCAAUGGUUCCGAACCUCUAAAUGGCAGCUCAACUACAGAGAAGGGUUGAUUCCUCAACGAGGUCCACGGUUCUGGCCUUCAACUCAAACUGACAUGGUGUAUGCUCCUCCAAGUGAUGACAGUAAGAUGACCAAGGCAGACAAGAAGAGAAAGAAAGGAGUCAAUGAGUCUCUAACCAAGAAGCAACCAAAACAAAAGAAGAGAAUCAUGCAUUGUGGGAUUUGUGGUGCAGCAGACCACAAUUGCAGGUUUCACAGGAAGAAGAACAAUGCAACACAGGGAACUCAAGGUGAAGUGUCUACACAAGGUGAAGUGUCUACACAACCUUCUCAGCCUUGUUUGACCCAAGAGAACUGA